Messenger RNA from Lachancea nothofagi CBS 11611, 1812 nucleotides. The record is from the annotation of a GenBank genome assembly. Lineage: Eukaryota; Fungi; Ascomycota; Saccharomycetes; Saccharomycetales; Saccharomycetaceae.
AUGAUUACCGACCAGUAUGUGCUACAGGCCUUCGACGAAAUUGACAAGAAGCUUGAACUAGGUCUUCAACAGUUGUCCUUAGGCCACCAAAAUUACACUCAGUCCUCUAAUACCCAAUUAAAGGAACUUCAGGAUCAACUAUGGCUCGUGAAAAAUGAGGUUUCUUCCAUAAGUUCAAAUCUACGCCAGGGGAAACCGCAUCGCGGCGCAAACCUCAACGUUCUCCAGAAAGUACUUCUCCAGCUUACCGACGAUGCAUCGCCAGACUUUGUUUCGAUUUCAGAUGAUAUCGAGGUUUCAGUUCGCAUGGCAAUCUCGCAGUACGUGUCGAUAUGCCUGUACCACUCCAUAGUGCAGACCUGUCUGGAUCAACUUCCGUCUACCUUGGACAGUGCCCAAUACUUCACAGAAGUUCAUGAUUCGACCCGCUGGUCUCUGUUGUAUGCCUUACAGAUUUUGCCCAAGAGACUACUUAACAUGGCCCUCGACGUGAGAGACGACAUGUCCUACACAUCCAUGUUGAGAUCACGUGACAUACGGGCCAUAGGAAUGAGCUGGUACCAGAAGCUUCUGGGACAGGCCGAGAAGAUGGUAAUGAUUCAUAAUUUCCAGCUUGUGGGUCUUCCUCGUGAUGCUAAAAAAGUCGCUGCUUCGGUUGUCGCUCUCCCACUGGUCGCAGUUCGCGAUGAAGUGGAGACCAAGCGUGACACCGCGGAAAAGCUCUUCAACGACACAGCUCGGAAGUUAGGCGCCUUGAUGACACACUUUCCCAACGUUCACGACUUAGAUGCCCGCAGUAGUCUUCUUGCCACCUUUUGCGGUAAAAGUCGUGAAAAGUCGCCGAGUGGGUCCGAAAGGACAUUGUUGGAGAUUCUCCCCAGCAUUAUCAAUUUGAAGCGUGCGCAGCGCAUCGACAAGCCCGGGGUUUGGACACGAUAUUGGCCAUCUAUAUUCUGCAUCUUGGCUUAUGGGCCUUCCUCCGCUAUUGCCAUAUGGCAAUCUCGCUUCAAGAUUCUACAGUUCUGCCGGGAGAAUAUCGUGGAUUUCUGUGCCGGAUUGGUACAGAAUUGGAUAUGGGUUCCUUUGCAACAAGUAUGGAGUACAGUCCGCCAUGAUGAAACUAAUUCCACUAUCGCAGUCGCAUCUAAGGGCUCUUUGGAUUCCGAAUUUAGCUCUUUAACUCGGAUGGUGGUUCAACUAGUAGCAGAGUAUUCUGACAAGCCCGUUGAUACAACGGCACUGGCUGCUCAAGUUGAAGCCGGCAACCUGACUGAGUUCAUGCAAAUAUAUGAACAUCAGUUACACAACCCUAUCACGAACAUCGUGAGCGGAAAGUUGGUCCGCUCUCUACUGAUCCAACUGCAAAAGACCAAAGUUGAUGGUUCAUUAGCUCUCAGCGGCAUCGACCAACUAUUGCAAUCGCAACAGCUCGUUUUUGGGGUUGUGGCUAUGUCGCCUGCAUUGCUGAUUAUUUAUUGUAUCUGGACUUGCGCGUAUCGGUUAACAAAGCUGGGACGAAUUUGGUCGAACACGACUCAGUUCAGGUUCAAACUGUCAUCUAGUUUGAACAAUGUUGAAAGACUUUUAAAUUACAAUCAAAAUGACGUCAAUUCCACGGACAAGGAUCUAAACACGGGUUUACUAGCACUAGAGGUUGUUUCAGCACGUCGAUAUGGUGACAAGUUAGUUCCAAAGAAUCGCAAACCAGAAUGGAUCAGGGACAUCGGCGAAUUAGUGGACACAAAUUUAAGCAGUACUGCUAGGCUAAAUGUGGUGAACAGGAUCUACCACGUCUACGGGAGAUACCUAUAA